Molecule: messenger RNA, 561 nt
Organism: Aspergillus saccharolyticus JOP 1030-1
Lineage: Eukaryota; Fungi; Ascomycota; Eurotiomycetes; Eurotiales; Aspergillaceae
Product: adenylate kinase family protein
Exons: 3
Coding region: 1-561 (186 amino acids)
Source: RefSeq, a predicted model, not a curated record
AUGUUCUCCAGAGGAGCGCCUGGUGUUGGCAAGACCACAGUUGCCCUCCAGCUGGCAAAAGACACUGAGAUGGGCUAUCUUGAGGUGGACUCUCUCAUCGAGAAGGAAGAAAGCAGGCUAGGUUUCAGUCUUUCGAGGCAGGUUCCUGAUGGCGAGGGCGAGCAUAAGAUAGUUCCGGAUCCGGUGCUGUUCAGUCUCAUCAAGCAAGAGAUAACGGAUCAGUUGGCCACGGGGUAUGACGAGAUUAUCAUUGACGGCCUGAUGAUGACGCCUGAUGCGUAUUACUUCUUAAACCGAUGUUUCAACUAUCAAUCCACAUUUAUGCUCCACGCCGACGAAGAGAUCAGGUUCUCACGCUGGGUUGGUCGGCGUUGUCAUUUGGACAAGAAUAAUCUGAACGAGGCUGAUUAUGUUCGUGCCCGUCAGAAGUUCCACCGGAAUGCGCAGCCCUAUCAAGACGCUGCUAUUGCUUGGCUUCUUGACGCGGGACGUGGUGGGAUAACCAAGUCGACACGUUUAGUGGGUACCAGAACUCUUGAUGAUUGGCGAGUAGCCAACUGA